Messenger RNA from Lycium ferocissimum, 501 nucleotides. RefSeq lists its product as uncharacterized. The record is from RefSeq and is a predicted model, not a curated record. The transcript has 2 exons. The coding region runs from base 1 to 501 and encodes 166 amino acids. NCBI's taxonomy places the organism in Eukaryota, Viridiplantae, Streptophyta, Magnoliopsida, Solanales, Solanaceae.
AUGGAGGCCUCAGAUGCUGCCAUUUCAGUUAUCGUUUUUGUCCGACAUAGAGCAGCGUCUGUAGUAUUUGAUCCUAGAUCCACUUAUUCGUAUGUGUCUAUAUAUCAUGCUGUUGGUUGGGACUUGACUUGUGAUAGCAUAACGGUACCUAUUCAUGUUUCUACUCCAGUCGGAGUGUAUUUCAAGAGUAGAGAGGAGCAUGAGAGACAUCUUCGCACUGUACUUGGGUUUUUCAAGAAGAAUAAUUUGUUUGCUAAUUUUUCGAAGUGCGAGUUAUGGUUGGAUUUUGUGGCAUUCUUGGGCCACGUUCUGUCUAAGGACGGGAUCAUGGUUGAUCCUCAGAAGAUUGAUGCUGUGAGGAAUUGGGCAAGGCCCACUACUGUGAUCAAGAUUCGUAGUUUCGUGGGGUUGGCCGAUUCUUACUACCGCCAAUUUUUGAAGGGUUUCACUUCUAUUGCUUUGUCGUUGAGCAGAUUGAUUCAGAAGGAUGUUCCAUUCUAG